AUGGCCUCUCACUCUUCUACUUCUACUUCUACUACUUCUUCUCCCUCUCCUUCCCCCCUUUCGACUUCCUCUUCCAACAUUACCCCUAGCUCCUACUUCACCUCUAUUGUGCGGAGGCGCCAACAAAAGAAAAUGAGCAUCACUCAAACAUACUACCUCGCCCACACCGCCCGCAAGAAGCUCACCCGGGAAGCUUCGCGGGCGGACCAUGACCUCCGCCUCCUCGUUGGCCAUGCCAACCUCCUGGAUUCCCUGAUGCUGGAAUUAGCCGAUGCCGAAAGAGAACAAGAACGUUGGUUCAACCAGACAGUCAGCGGAGUGACCAAGACCUCUUCGCAAGGUUCAGAAUCCCGACACAUCCAAUGGGCAGAAACCGUGGUCGAAGAUCCCGAGGAGGACUGGGACCCCGAGGACCUCUCCGACGCCGACUCUGAUGUCAGCGACUCCGACUCCGACUAUGAUGAAGACGAAUAUGAAGAUGAAUCUCACAUCUACACCCCCGUGCGUCGGCGGGCCCCAUCACCGGUCGCCAUCAUCACCGAAAAGGAAGUGGAGGAGGAUUACGACUCCGACUCUGACUCGGACUUUGAAUACGAUGACGCGGAAGACUUGGAGGAAUUGACAUUGACCCGCUCACCCUCCCGACAAACCCCUCCCGACUUGCUGUCCGACUCGGAUGGGGAAUCAGAAGACGAUACCAUGCCGCCGUCGCCUCCCCAACCGACCCUUGAAACAUUCAACGAGAAGGAACCUCAAACCACAGAGAUCCCCCUCUCCCCUACGGAUCUCGACAAUGGGUAUUACGUCCCUGGCCAGGCACGCAGCACGAUUAUCGAGGCGUACUGA
Molecule: messenger RNA, 846 nt
Organism: Aspergillus niger
Lineage: Eukaryota; Fungi; Ascomycota; Eurotiomycetes; Eurotiales; Aspergillaceae
Exons: 1
Coding region: 1-846 (281 amino acids)
Source: RefSeq, a predicted model, not a curated record